AUGCCUGCAGCCACUAUGGAGGAGAAAUCUAAAAGAAGGAGCUCGGCCGCUGGUCAGCCUGCUUCUUCGCACUCUCGAAGCCCCGCUCAUCAUCUUAACACUGCGCCAAAACGCGGUGUUUCUUCUAAAGGUCACUCUAGCUUAUCAGAACGUCCUCAACACCCAUCACUUUCCCGCGUCAGGGGCCGAACGAAUAUGUUUACUCCGCCUCGAAUGAGUCCAGAGGCCUCGUGGCUGGGAGACCAGUCCCCUAUCCACAAGGGCACAAGGACGACAAACCGUCUAUCUGAAACCCCAGAACCGGCUACUCCUACAUUAGUAAACCCUGCGUCGGCUCUCUUGCAGGGUUUACUGAAAGAAGAACGAGCACACCGAAGCUCCCGGGGAACAAUAUCAGAGGAUUACAAAGAAAAUGCCCCCCCAACCCCCGAGAACACUCGAGCCCAGGAGGAUGUUGCGUCUGAAAAAGCACGCAAAGUGAGUGACGUCUUCUCUGCUGGUCAGAGAAAACCAAAAGAGAUGGGCAUGCGGGAAAUGGACCAAAUGAACAAGCUCAAUUUCGAUUUGAAGCUCGAGGUCUUCCACCGUACGCAACAAAUAGCUGUUUAUGAAAAGAAGCUGGAACGGAUGGCGGAGAUGGAAGAACAACUAGCGCACAUGGAUGAUUUGGUAGCGGAAGUGGAGGAGCUUCGAACCACCGAGAAAGACAACCAGAUCCUACGUGAAUCUAACGAGCAACUCCGCAUCGACCUUGACAAGCGAGACCUUGCCGUUACUGAGGCCGUCGAGCUUAUCUGUCAGUUGGAAUCAAAACUUGACAUGCUGGAGAACGGCGGCCGGGCCUCCAGGCUAUCCAUGUCACGCCCGAUGACCGCCGAUGGCUCCGCGGCCUUUGCACCGAAAUCACGGGCCACGAUUGAGAUCCCGGAGAGAACAUCUUCCAAGCGCAAUUCAAGUGUCUUGAGCGUGGCUCAGCGUCAGACAUCUUCUGAGCUACGCAAACUCUCGAAAGCACCCUCCUUCCUACGAGCGGAUAACAAAAGUACUGCCACUCUGCGAAGCCUUUAUACCCCCGGAGAAGAAACGCAGUCACGCUCUGCAAGGACUGAACUUUCAAAAUCAGAGAGCUUCCACACAACCACCGAGAUCAUGGAGCCUGAGUCACCCAGACUGAGCGUCCUGAGUGAAUGCAGUGAGCUGAAUCCAUUUGACACGCCUACGAGGUGGCAAGAUUUUGAUCAGCUCGAGAUCCCUCUUCGGAGAUCGUCCUCGGCCGCAGGCAGCGUGGAUAGCUAUGUCCCCCCCAGUGGGCGGGAAGAAAGCAAAGAAGACAAGGUUGAUCGGUGGAUGCAGACUCGCGAAGACGCAAACCAGACUAUAAUCACGAGACGCAGGAACCGAGCAUCAUCUGAUGCUACCAAGGCCAGCAUCCCCAGUUUUACAGCAGACUUGUACGCUCCCCAACCGCGUGGACGUGGACGACUGGAUGCAUCACUUUUCGACGGCAUCAGGCUUCCUCCCACUCCUGACACCAUGAGCACGGCAUAUGCUACCGGUGCAAACCGAUCAAACCAGUCAAAUGGGUCAAAUGGGAGCAUUACAGCCCGAAAGAGCCCACCGCCUGAGCAGGAUCAGUUCUUCACUGGUAGGCGAGCUAAUCGCCCACGUUCUGCGGAAGAGAUGGCUAGUCACUACAGCUUCAAUGACAGUGAGCUUUUCAACAGCAUGCAAACCAAUUGUAGUGAUACUCCAUGCCUGGGAGUCACAGCUGAUGAGUCGCGCACUAUCUUGCCCUCUUUCAACACUGUUUCCUCCAAAGCCAGCGAACUCCUCGGGCCUGGAAGCCCCAAUAACCCUGCCAUUGAGACCUUUGGAGAUCUGUACCACGCAAAUGCCAACGAAGCAUCAACUCCAACAAUCAAACGUGUCCGUAGCCCAAACAAGGCUAUGACCCCGUCGGCGCGCACCAGUGACUGUGACUCUUUACCACCGCUCACACCUCAAGACUGGGUUGCCGCCGCAAAGCAGAGCCCACGGUCUCGCAAGCCAAAGACGUGUGAGACCCACCACGAAAUUCAACAGACAGAGCUAUCACCCCCCAAUGUCGCCAGUCCAGCUACCUUCGAUGACGACAGCAGCGUCGCUUCGGAGCCAAGCGAGCCUGAGGUCCCUGGUAUCCCCACCCUUGACAUGACCACUCUGGAUAUCCUGGAGCAACCUCUCGACCUUGCCCAGUCAGAGCCCAAAUCCGAAGCCAACCCCGAGACCCGUCGACGCCUCAGCUUCAUCCCCCCAUUCUUCAACCGCUCAGCCAACAACACUCGUCGUUUACAAGGCUCGCCAAUUCCAAAUGACUUCGAAGAUGACGAUGAAGACGGUGCCCCAUCCCCAGUAAUCCCAAAAACCAGAACAAUGGGCGGCGCCUCUCGAAGACCCAUGUCCCAAAUAAUCACCGGCCCAACCGACUUAUACUUCUCCAAUCCCACAAUCCACAAUGAGGAACCGCUCUCUGGCUUCAGACCGCGAGGACUCCCGCAAUCCUUGACAAUGUCAAGACUUGCCGACCACGCCGGCUCCGCAACAGUCUCAGGACGCCCCUCCACAUCCCAUGGCGUAGAGCACAAACGGCGCAGCUCACUGGGUAUCUUCAGCUGGAUCAAGGGUAAACGCUCUGAUUCUGUGGUUGUCUCAGGGACGGAGAAGUUCAUUGAACCUGCACCGAAGGAGAACCGCGUUUCCUCGCGUCUAGCCUAUGAAACUACUCAUGGGCUGGGAAUCCCCCGUGCUGAAACGCCGGACUCCAUGGAGGCUCAUGUCAGACCCCACUCUGAGAUGGCUGUUCAGUCUGAUGAUCAUUCGAAACGGCCUCGGUAUAUGGGCCGUCGUGCUCGCAGAGCCUGA
Penicillium robsamsonii is the source of this 2901-nucleotide messenger RNA. RefSeq lists its product as uncharacterized. The record is from RefSeq and is a predicted model, not a curated record. NCBI's taxonomy places the organism in Eukaryota, Fungi, Ascomycota, Eurotiomycetes, Eurotiales, Aspergillaceae. The transcript is spliced from 4 exons. Bases 1 to 2901 code for a protein of 966 amino acids.